This is a messenger RNA of Trifolium pratense (red clover), 1674 nucleotides long. RefSeq lists its product as uncharacterized. The record is from RefSeq and is a predicted model, not a curated record. Gene Ontology annotation, cellular component: cytoplasm; membrane. The coding region runs from base 33 to 1394 and encodes 453 amino acids. The transcript is spliced from 7 exons. Lineage: Eukaryota; Viridiplantae; Streptophyta; Magnoliopsida; Fabales; Fabaceae.
GACACCAAUCAAUCCUCUUCGUCAUAUUCUCCAUGAAUUACUCACAUGUUUCGCGUCCCACAGUAUCAACCUACACCUCCUCACACACAACCAAUCACAUCACAAGUCAACCCCAAAACACAUACGACUACGUCGAUUUCUCCAUAGCCACACAAAAAAGUCACAAAACCGCGUCACACAAGAUCACAAAACGCUAUAAACAAACGCGAUUCUCAGCACACCGAAUUCGGAGAAGACAAAACUCAGUAACUCGGAAGUUAGAACUCUCAACUCACCAACUCGCUCCCAUGGCGUCGGUUCACAGCACCGUGCCUCACCACAGUUGCUUAUCUGCAAUCUCCAAAGCAAAAUCAAAACUGAAUUCAUCCAUUUCCAAGGCACAAAACUUUCCGGCGUCAAGAUUUUCCGUUAAUCCAAAUUUCACGAGAAACAAACGAACAGUACUAGCGACGAAAUUAUCGACGGAGGAGUUCGACGCGAUAGAAGUUCAGAGUAACGAUACUACGGACCAACCAGAAGGUUUGAUAGUGAGUCUUGUGGAAAUGGAAGGUGGAGAUGGUGAAUUAGCGACGCAGGUGAAUGGAUUUGGAGCAAAUGAGGGUUUGUUAUCGUUGGAAGGGUUUUCGUCUUCUUCUACUUCGGGUUUGGUUGGUAGUGAGAAUGAGGAGAGUGUUGAGAAGCUUCUAGAUAGGAGUAUUAAUGCUAGUAUUGUUCUUGCUGCUGGUACUUUUGCUCUUACUAAGCUUCUCACCAUUGAUAGUGAUUAUUGGCAUGGAUGGACAAUCUAUGAGAUAGUAAGAUAUGCACCUCUGCACAACUGGUUGGCUUAUGAGGAAGCUCUUAAGACAAAUCCGGUUUUCGCCAAGAUGGUGAUUAGUGGAGUUGUUUAUUCUGUAGGAGACUGGAUUGCACAGUGCUUUGAAGGAAAGCCUCUUUUCGAGUUUGAUCGGGCACGUAUGUUCAGAUCAGGGCUUGUUGGUUUUGCUCUACACGGCUCUCUUUCUCAUUAUUAUUACCAGUUUUGUGAGGAGCUAUUUCCUUACAAAGAAUGGUGGGUGGUUCCUGUCAAAGUUGCCUUCGAUCAAACUGCAUGGUCGGCAGUUUGGAACAGCAUUUAUUAUACGGUUGUCGCUAUCCUGCGUCUUGAAUCUCCGAUCAAUAUUUUCAAUGAAUUGACGGCAACAUUUUUCCCCAUGUUGACUGCAGGAUGGAAACUGUGGCCAUUUGCUCAUCUAAUUACUUACGGUGUAAUACCAGUCGAGCAGCGACUUCUUUGGGUGGAUAUGAUAGAGCUUAUUUGGGUGACCAUACUUUCUACAUAUUCAAAUGAAAAAUCAGAAGCAAGAAGCUCUCCGGUUCCUAUAGAAGUGACCUCCACUACAUCUGAGGAGUAAUAAGAAGAGAUAUAUGAUCAGAAGUAGUGGGAGGAAAGCGUUUUUGCUCAAAAAUAUUGUUAUAAUGGAGUGAAGUUCAUAAGGACCUUAAGUUGGUUUGGACAUGUUUGGACAUAGAUUUAUAAUGUAGAAUAUGGAAGAAGCACAUUGUAUAUUUGUAUAUGUUGCAUCAUUCAGAAAUUCAUAUAUGUUAGGUAACAUUUUAAACUUUCUUGUAACCAUUUCACAAUGUAAUUGUUCAUAAAUUUAUAAAUACUUAAGUAGACAAUUUAUAUCUGAA